Messenger RNA from Cyprinus carpio (common carp), 5669 nucleotides. RefSeq names its product neurotrophic tyrosine kinase, receptor, type 1 (gene ntrk1). Gene Ontology annotation, molecular function: neurotrophin binding; ATP binding; transmembrane receptor protein tyrosine kinase activity. Gene Ontology annotation, cellular component: axon; signaling receptor complex; plasma membrane. The record is from RefSeq and is a predicted model, not a curated record. Gene Ontology annotation, biological process: multicellular organism development; cell surface receptor protein tyrosine kinase signaling pathway; regulation of phosphatidylinositol 3-kinase/protein kinase B signal transduction. Lineage: Eukaryota; Metazoa; Chordata; Actinopteri; Cypriniformes; Cyprinidae.
GCCUCUGCCAGUAGGUUACUGUUAAUUUGACAAUAAACUUUUUACAGUGUGCCCUUUGAGCAUGAAAAGUCAUUAACUGUUGUUUUUUUACAAGCUCAAAGUUCACUGUCAGCUCUAACAGGUGGAGCACUUCUGAUCCAUCCGCGUCCACCUGCAGCUCAUGGGUUUGGCUUCCCCGCUUGCUUCUGCAAGUGUCACAGAGGUGUCUGGUGACCACUGCUCUCUCUCAUCUCACACUCACACUCAACUAAUGGACUGCUUUGCCCCUCCCCUCCGUUUCUCCAUCUCGGACUGGGAGGUAGUGAGAGGAGGAGAGGAGGCAACAGCCCACUGUUCCCCUGGGCCCUGCUACACGGCUCAAUAGCUCAGCUCCUGGAUGGGAUCAUAACCCUGAGUGCUGGCCAAGAGAAGAGAAGCUUCCCCUCACAUCCAGAAUUCCUGCUGCAGGGUGGAGUUUCUCCCAGGAUAACAAACUCACUCGAACCCCACCAUGGCUGACCGUAAGGUGGCCCCCGUUGUGGUUAUGCUUCUCGUCCUGGUUGCACCAGCCCUGAGCGGAUGCCCAAGUGCCUGCCGCUGCUCCUUCGCCAUGCUUCAAUGCCUGGAGCCGGAUGGAAUCACCAGCAUCCCUGCGCUGGCGGCGCAGGAGAGCGAAAACGUCACUGAAAUAUACAUAGAGAGUCAAACCAACCUGGAGAACAUCACAGACAUAGACCUCGCCAACUACAGAGAACUGAAGAACCUGACGGUCACAUAUUGUAGGUUGCUGUACAUCUCCGAAAAUGCCUUCCAGCAUAAUUUCAAGCUGCAGUAUGUAAAUCUGGCGUCUAAUUAUCUGGUGCACAUCAGUUGGAGGGUGUUCCAAUCGGUCCCUCUGUUGAGUCUAAUCUUAAGGGACAAUCCGCUCACCUGCUCAUGUGACAUUUACUGGCUUCAGCAGUGGCACAGAAAAAGACAAAGUGACAUUGAUUCUCAACAAACCUGCGUCCACAAUGGCAACAGCAUUCAACUGGAUUCAUUUGAAAUGGAUAACUGCAGUAUUCCCGAGGUCACAAUUCACCCAUCGACACUGACCACUCAAGAAGGUGGAAAUCUGACAUUUACCUGUCUGGUGACUGGAGUACCAACACCGAUGAUCCACUGGAGAACAGAGCACCUAAAGUCUAACUGGACCCUGCAGCAAGGGAUCUGGGGAUCGACCCUGGAGCUGAUUCUGUACAUGAGGAACGUGUCGUCUGGAGACAACCUGCACAACCUCACCUGUGAGGCAGAGAAUCGCGCUGGAAUGGGAGAAGCCGUGGUGCAGCUGGACAUCGAAUUUCCAGUGCGGAUCUUGUUUCUGAAGGACCCAGAGCCACAACAUCACUGGUGUUUCCCAUUCACUGUGGACAGCAAUCCUCCUGCCACCAUCAGAUGGCUGUACAACAACCUGCCUCUCAUCGAAACACGCUACACCUACACCGAACUGAUCCGAGAUGCGGCCGACGGCUCCAUUCAACACGGCUGUCUGUUCCUCAACAAGCCCACGCACCUCAACAAUGGCAACUACACGCUCAUCGUGGAGAAUAAACUGGGUAGAGACCAGGCUACACGCUACGGGAAGUUCAUGGAAAAUCCUUUUGAGCCCUUUGACCCGGAGGGCAUCAUUCUUGUCCUCACCGAUGAACCAACAGCUCCCACUAACCAAUCAGCGGAUACGGAGAAACUGGAGAGCAGAGUGUUUGGGGUGUCAGUAGCAGUGGGUCUCGCUGUGUUUGCGUGCACAUUUCUGCUCAUCAUGGUUGUCGUCAUCAAUAAAUGUGGACAGCACUCCAAGUUUGGCAUCCACCGUUCAUCUGUUCUAGGCACCGAGGAUGAUUUGGCCGUAUCUCUUCGCUUCAUGAACUUUGGUGCAAGUCCUCCAUCUUCAGAUGAUGGCAUGCUGGAUUCUGGCUUGUCCAGUUUUGUAGAGAACCCGCAGUACUUCUGUGGCAUCAUCAAAGAUAAAGACAUGUGUGUUCAGCACAUUAAAAGAAAAGACAUUGUUUUGAAAUGGGAACUGGGUGAAGGAGCUUUUGGCAAGGUUUACCUGGCAGAAUGUGCCAACCUGUGUCCUGAUACUGACAAGAUGUUGGUUGCUAUCAAGACCUUGAAAGUUGCCAACGAGUCCACCCGGCAGGACUUCCAGCGCGAGGCUGAGCUUCUGACAGUGCUGCAGCAUGAACACAUAGUGCGGUUCUACGGCGUGUGUACAGACGGAGAACCUCUGGCCAUGGUGUUUGAGUAUAUGCGACACGGAGACCUCAACCGCUUUCUAAGGGCUCACGGUCCAGAUGCUCGUAUCCUGGAUGAGAUGAAGGUUCCUCCGAUGGGUCAGUUGACUCUUCCUCAGAUGCUCCACAUCGCAGCUCAGAUCGCCUCGGGCAUGGUGUACCUCGCUUCCCUUCAUUUCGUCCACAGAGACCUGGCCACCAGGAACUGUCUGGUCGGAGAAGGGCUGGUGGUGAAGAUUGGGGACUUUGGGAUGUCGAGAGACAUUUACAGCACUGAUUACUACAGAGUCGGUGGGAGGACGAUGCUGCCCAUUCGCUGGAUGCCGCCAGAAAGCAUCAUGUACAGGAAGUUCACCACGGAGAGUGACAUCUGGAGUUUUGGAGUGGUUCUUUGGGAAAUCUUCACCUACGGCAAACAACCCUGGUAUCAGCUAUCCAACAGUGAGGCCAUUGAGUGCAUCACACAGGGGCGAGAGCUUGAACGGCCACGUACCUGCCCGAAAGAAGUGCAUCUCCUCAUGCAGGGCUGCUGGCAGAGAGAACCGCAGCAGAGGCUCGUCAUUAAAGACAUCUACAACCGGCUCGUGGCCCUUGUCAAGAACCCGCCCGUCUAUCUGGACAUCCUGGAGUAACAGCACCCUGAUCGGACCUGCGUGGAAAAGACAUACUUCUGGACGCAGGCCGUUUGAGGAGGAAAAUCAGUGGUGGGUUCUGAAAGGACACAAUUCACAAACUGUCUCACAUGUGCAGUAUGAACAUUUCCGGUGAUGGUUGUGAAUGUUUUACAUACAGGUACAUUGUGUUUAAAUUUGAAAAAUAAAAAAAAAUUAAAAAGUACGAGAAACAGACUGAGUAAAUAGACAGUUGAUACUUUGAACAUGCAUUAGUGGAAAUUGCUCAUGGAUCGUCAUGACUCACCCUGAAGAGACAUUUGAUUUUCUAUAUGAGGAUACUUAUGACCAGGUCUUGUAAUUAAAGGUCAUUAAAGGUGAAGUGUGUAAUUUUUCUCAAUGCAGUCUAAUAUGCAGACAUUGUAGGUUGAUUUUCUCAAAUAAUGUAAAAACUGUGGCUCUGUUUGUUGAGCAUCCUGCCCAGCCUGACAUAGCAACAGCCUCAACUAAUGGCAUGAGUUUGGGGGCGGGACUUUCUGUUUGUCUGACCAAUGGGGAGAGUGGAAACCUGGGCUUGUAUUACAGAAUCAUCCUAAUUCAUAAUCCAUUUCUAUCUGUUUACAGGGUCUCUGCAGGAUUUAUGAAGAUAAAAUUAGAGGUUUUUAGGAACUUUUUCAGACUACCUUCCUAUCACACUGCAAAAAAAUAAAUAAAUUAAUUAAAAAAAAUCCAGUGCUACUGUUUAAAGAUUCAUAAAUCAAUAAGACACAUUUACUUGAGGUGCAAAAUGACAAAAGAAAUCUUGUCUUCUGAGAAAUGUAUAAAAAUGAAGUGAGUUUAUGACUGAAACAAGAACAAUAUCUACCAGUGGCUUAUCUAACAAUUAUUAAAUAUUGAUAUAGAAUUUUGUUAGACAUUGUUAGAUUUUUAUGCUGGUUUUAAGCAUAAACUUUUGUUCAAUUUCUCACAAAACCAGACUUCAUACCUGGACAAAAAUACUCAUGAAUAACUUUAUUUAUUUAUUUUUUUGCAACGCAUGCAACAUUUAAUGCCAUGAAUUAAUGAAUUCAAAACAUUCUUCUCCUGGUUAAGUAACUGGUUAUUAUCACUUAGGAAUUCAAAUCUUAAGGCAAGAAUUAUGAUGGGAAGUUUCUGUAAUACAGCUUAUUUUAGCAUUUGGUUCUCUAAUGUCACAUUUAUUACAUACUUCACCUUUAACCAUCAUGUGCCCCCCAAACAAAGUCUCUUUAAGUUGCUGUGAUUUACACAUUGUGCCAAUCUGACUGCAUUUCUUUUCUGUGUCUUGCGAUUAUGAAUAUACUACAUCAAUCUGUUAUGUGAUCGAAACAUGCAUGUAUUGUACAUCUCUAUAUGUUGAAUAGCAACAUCCAUUUAUGGCUCAGAGUUCUGCUUUAUUUUCUAUAUCAAAAGCAUCAACAAGGUCAGCAACAACACAGCAGUGGAGACACAUGGGCUGUGUACGGAAUAAAGUACUAACCUACUGUAUUUAUUUGAAACCGUAUGAAGUAUGAAACGGAAAACUUUUCAAGCAGUUGUUGUAUCACAUAUUUAAGGCAAGAUACUACAGGUGAAUAAAAGAGUAAAAAAAUGCACAAAUCACCAUACUUUUCCCAGUUAAUUAAUCAUAAUCACAUUGCAUUAAGACAAAUGCUUUGUAUAACAAGUUUUAUGAAAUGUUUUGACAGAAAUGUGAACAUUGGAUAAAACGAAGUUGAAAAUUCUUCUAAACAUAUUUAUCCGAUUUUAUCACUUCAUUUAUUAGAAAAUACUAUCAACAGCCAGAAAAAAAUGAACUUUUAUCAUAUUUUUAGGAAUAAAAUGUUACAUAAAGUAUGCACUAUGUAACAUCCUGGCAAAUGUUACAUGAACAAACCAUUCUGUAAAAACCUUCAUACAUCUGGAUAGUCUGGUGCAUGCAAGAAAAAACUCGUUUUGAGAAAAAAGAAAAAAAAAUCUACAAACAUGAAUAUAGAUAAAAUGAAAUAAAAUAAAUGAUUAAAUGUGCAUUUUGGAUGUUUUGGAAGCAAAAUAUAUAUGCAUGAAAAAACACAUUUUACCUGUAGUGCCUUUCCUUAACUUAAAAAAGUUACUGUUUUUAAUCAAAUUUGUGCUAAAAUGUCCAUUUCAAUGAAUUCUAUUAUAAUACCUGCUUUCAAUGAGCAUUUCUCAGUAAUCUCAAUGGCUCAGCAGGCACACACAACAUGCAUGACACCAUCUUUGCUCAUUGGCUCUCAGUUAUGGCCUUAUUUUAAUCCAUAAAUACCAUGUGACUAAUCACUAUAGACCCACACGCUGUAGUACGCUAGUAUGCAAUUCCGAACACAGCCAGAAAUCCAGCAUGACUCUGGUGUAAGGGCAGAGAUCAAUCAAUCAAGUAUUCAUUUAUCAUACAGCAUGUUAAGCUGCAGUGGUCACUGUUUACCAUUUUAUUAUUUUAUUAAUGGGCGUAUCACUUUUAUGUGCUGGUUGUGCCUCUUGUACAUAAUAUAGUUACCGAACUGCAUUAUUUUUUCUUAUUGAUUUUUAUUUUUAUUUUUUAAACCGUAAUCUUACCUAAUGGUUCAAAGACGAAAUAUUAUUUCACAGAUACAAGUCUUCUAUGCCUCCUAAUGUUAUUAAACAAAUGGUUUACAGCUAGAAGACAUAACAGUACAUUUUAAAGGAUGAAACUGAAGUUAAUAAUUUUCUUUAACAUUAAUUAAACAAUAACUGUCAUGGAGUGUUGGCAUCUGACAGCUAACUUAUCAUUUGUUUCAUUGUACAAAUAAAUAUAACAAUUUGGAUA